Messenger RNA from Lineus longissimus, 1145 nucleotides. Its product is annotated as COMM domain-containing protein 7-like. The record is from RefSeq and is a predicted model, not a curated record. The transcript has 9 exons. Gene Ontology annotation, biological process: negative regulation of DNA-templated transcription; tumor necrosis factor-mediated signaling pathway. Gene Ontology annotation, molecular function: NF-kappaB binding. The coding region runs from base 10 to 618 and encodes 202 amino acids. Lineage: Eukaryota; Metazoa; Nemertea; Pilidiophora; Heteronemertea; Lineidae.
UUAUCCAAAAUGGCGUCAACUUUUCAUUUCAGUCAGGAAACACCUCCUGAUUCCAUGUUUUCUGAUAUUCAGACCAUCAACAAAUUUCAAGAUGAGCAAUUCCGUCAACUGUCCGGUGUUGUCUUCUCAUUUCUCAUAGAACCCAGUAAGUCAUCCCGCCUUCUUAGUCAACUGGAGGAGUUUGCCUCUGAGCAUGGUGUUCCAGCAGGUCCUCUCAAGAAUGUCAUCAAAAGUUUACUUACUAUUCCGAACAGUGCGUUGAAGAAAAAUCUCAGCCCAACACAUCUGAAGGAAGACUUGGUCAAUCUAGGUUUGUCUGAGGAGAAAGCUUCACACUUUUCAGAACAGUAUAAAACCAACCUGGUCGCCUUGUCAAGAAGUGCCCUUGGACAAACGUUGAUGGUCAACCAACUCGUUGAUAUGGAAUGGAAAUUUGGAGUGACAGCAGCCAGUAGUGAACUUGACAAAGUUGGCAACACAUUCCUACAGUUAAAACUAGUGAUCAAUAAAGGAAGUAACAAAACAGAAAAUGUCUACAUGGAACUCUCCCUGCCUCAGUUCUACUCUUUCCUUCACGAGAUGGAGAAGGCCAAGGCCAGCUUGGAUUUCUUCAGCUGAGCUGCUUAUGUGAUAGAGAACAAGUCCACGAUCAACAAAAUGACUGUUAUAAAUUGGAGAGAUGGAUUUAUUAUAGAGUGGUGCUCAUCCAGAAACUCACAAUGGCUUGACUCAUCAAGUGAUUUUACACAUUUGGAAUACAAUAAAACCUCUCUAUUAAGGACACCCUUGGGACUGAAAAAUGCUGUCUUUAAUAGCAACUUGCCCUGAUUACAGAGGUGCAGUGAGCACUUUGUGACCAAAUGAGCAUCUUCAAUGUAGUGUUUGUCCUCCUGAAUGAGGUGUCCGGAAAGAGAGGUUCUGCUGCACUUCUGUAUGUAUGGGAAAGUAUCAGACAUGUGCUCAUCAUGUGUUUGGGGUUUAUUAGCAGCAAUCAAUAGAUUAUGCUUCAAAUUGUAAGAUUGAUUAUCUAAACUGGCCAAGCAGAGAUGAUGGCAACUUUUUUAGUUCGUGCCUGGAAAGUUUAGUUUGUAUAUGCAGUAAUGUGAGGUGUCCUAGAGUAAAAUAAAUUGUAAUAUAUCAUACCA